CCUGUUGGAAAGACCAUUGUCACUCAGAACAGAGCCUUUCAGACUAUCACAGGAGCAGCAUAGAAAUCCAAGUGACACCUGAGAAUUACUAAGCUUUUGUUAUUGUUAAUUUGAAAAAUCACUAAUUAGUUAUUUUUUCCUUCAAAGCUCGAAGGUCAUGUUAAUUGUAAAGUAACUUUUCUGCUGGUGAAGUCUACAGGGUUGCGAGUUGAGCUUCUAAAUGGAUAAGAUGCCUCCUGCCGCGGUGACCACUUAGCAUCAAGUAGCAUUGACUGCUUUUAAAGUGGAAUGUCUGUUAGCAACCACUGGGAUGAAUUUGUCCUCUGGCUGUAUCGAUUUUUUGAAACCAGGCAACACAGAGUAACUGUUGCACUGACAUCUCUCCGGAUUUGACCCAAUCUGCUCUUCCUUGGAUAAUGAAGGACAUGCUGAUGCAGCCAGGGAAAAGCCAGUGUGCAAAGGACUGCUACUUAAGGUCAUGUUUCUACUAUUUUUCCUGAGUAAAACUGGAUAACAGCACAACAUUUUGAGAGAAGUUUUUCUGAGACUUUCAGAUGAGAAGAGUGCCAUAUCCAAUCAUCUUUGAUUAGUUAAAAUUUUUUUCCAACAGCUGGAAAACAGUGACAAUGACACAGAGGGAGAGGCACAUUUUGAGAGGGACUCUGAGCAUGUGUGGCUCAAGAGGCAAUGGACUUAAACACUAGAUUAUCUCUGGGCACUUGAAAUGAAUGAAUUACAACUGCUACAAGUAAAUAUAUGCUUUUUAUUCUCUUUUCCUGCGAGAGCACAGAUUAUGAAUGUCAAUGAAGAAGUCAACUGUCCGGUGCCAUCUUAACUGCUUAACUAAUCGCUAUCAUUACGAGAGUACCUAUUGGAGUGUGGUCAUACCUGUGAUUAAUACAAUAUAAGACAUGAACUGGAGCAAAGAGCUGCAUCACCCAGACACUGUGUGAACAUGCUGUUCUGAUACUCAACAUUAACAGGCCAUUAGAUUAAUUAGCAAAUUGACUUUUAUUGUGAAUGCAUGGAGACUUUGGGGCAGCAAGUAAACAGCAGUAGCCUUGGCCAGAUGGACAGGGCAGCUGAAGCUUUGAUUAAGACCGUGGUGCCAAUCUUGGACGGGCUAAUUCUAGUGACUGGCUUGGUGGGCCAAACCCUGGUCAUCACCAUUCUUACUGGCAGGAGGAAGAAAGAAAGUCAACCCCCACAUGGUACAGACACGCUGCUGCUGGCUCUGAGUGCCGCUGACCUGCUGCUGCUGCUCUGCCUGCCCUUCCACACCUCUGCCAUCACCCUGGGCUUCUGGCCUUUCGGCAGCUUCCUGUGCAAGGCCAUCAGCUUCCUGGGUGUGGCAUGCUCAGCUGCUUCAGUCUUUACCCUCGCUGCUUUGGCUGUGACACGUUACCUUACAGUGGUGCACCCCACCUGGGCAUAUCGUUCGAGAAUGCACCGUCGAAUAAAGCUGACAGUAGCUCUGCUCUGGGUCCCCGCCUCGACCUUGGCAGCGCCGCAGUUUGCCUUCCGCACAGUUACCGCAUCCAGCGCUGUGUACUGUUUUGCCUUCUUAUCUGACUUCAGCCAGCUGGUCUACAGCAUCGCCCUAUUCCUGUUCGGCUUCGCUCUACCACUGGCCAUCAUUGUAGUGAUGUAUGCCAAGAUCUACUGUUUUCUUCGACAUGCACGGCUGCUGGGGAACGCUCCCCAGCUGGAGCGCUACCAGAGCCAGGUCACUCACACUUCAGCUCUCCUGGUCCUUGUCUUCACUCUCCUCUGGCUGCCCUCCUAUGCUCUCAUGUUCUCCUUUAUCGGAGGAACAAUAACAGGCUCACCUGGCUACAAUAUCAUUGCCCUCCUGGCCAGACUGCUGGCUUCCUCAGUAGCAGUGGUAAACCCUGUCUUGUAUGGGUUUAUGUCUCAGAAGUUUAGACGAGACUUACUAGAGCUGGGGAGAGAACGCUGGGUAUGGUGCAAAAGUUGUCUGAUUGACUGCCCUCAUGUGAUGGGCAGGGACAUGGUACAGCCCUUUGAGCUCGACACAACCUCAGAAAGAGGCCAAAACUGACUCUUGAGCUAAACAGAAAACACUGCUACCUCAUUACUUGCUUAUUCCUGGACCUAGGGUAGGCAAUAUUGCUUAAGAAAAAUAUCA
Dicentrarchus labrax (European seabass) is the source of this 2149-nucleotide messenger RNA. RefSeq names its product galanin receptor type 1-like. The transcript has a single exon. Lineage: Eukaryota; Metazoa; Chordata; Actinopteri; Moronidae. Bases 1025 to 2062 code for a protein of 345 amino acids. Gene Ontology annotation, molecular function: G protein-coupled receptor activity. Gene Ontology annotation, cellular component: membrane. Gene Ontology annotation, biological process: G protein-coupled receptor signaling pathway; immune response. The record is from RefSeq and is a predicted model, not a curated record.